This is a messenger RNA of Lasiodiplodia theobromae, 2109 nucleotides long. RefSeq lists its product as uncharacterized. The transcript is spliced from 8 exons. Lineage: Eukaryota; Fungi; Ascomycota; Dothideomycetes; Botryosphaeriales; Botryosphaeriaceae. The record is from RefSeq and is a predicted model, not a curated record. Gene Ontology annotation, molecular function: metalloendopeptidase activity. Gene Ontology annotation, biological process: proteolysis. The coding region runs from base 1 to 2109 and encodes 702 amino acids.
AUGAGUGGGGGUUGGGCCGGCGGAUCAACCAUGGAGGUCACGUUGACCAACACCGAGUCGCAGCCCAAGCAGGGGCCCCAGCCCCAGAUCGCAUUCGCUUCGGCGCUUGCCGACGAAUGCGAAACCAUCGAACAAGGCCCGGUCAAGUUCCACUGUGAGGACGUCCUUGGUUUCUGCAAGAUCGACAACGGCGAUUGGUCUGCUGCCUACGCCUUCGAUGCAUACCAUAUCAUAUGCCUGUGUGACGUAGCUUUCGAUUUACCGUCGCUCACCCAGACAUGCCACGAUCUCGAUCUGAAGGGGGUCAUGAUCCACGAGCUCUCACACUUGUCCCGCGUAUUCAACCCGGACACCCACGACUACGCAACCGGGUGGCCUAAUGCAGCCAACUUGCCAGUGGACAUGGCAACCGAGAACGCGGACACCCAGGGCUUGCUCAAACUGCACGGCCCCUACCUUGCGGCCUAUGACCCCUGUUCCAGCGUCAUUGCCAUCGCAUCACCCCCAACUCAGACCAUCCUUUUGUACGACGUGCGCAAUUUCGACAAGCCACCGUUUGCGAUUUUCGACAAGUCCAGCGCCGCGAGCCAGCUCGAUCCCGAGCUGGUAGCCCAGAUAACGGAAGAAGUGAGGAAGCAAGUCUGUCUGGUGGUGUCGUUUUGGAAGAUCAAGACCUCGACGAUGAGGCCGCCUCCUCUCCCGCGCAAUCCCACGACGGCUUUUCACAGCUUCGUGCGACGCUUCUUCAUGCAGUCCGCACAGGAGCCCAGCAACAGAGCCGAAUGGGAGGCGUUCUUCCUGUUCGAGGUCUACCGCGACUUUCUGCUCCGACCCAAGUCCUACAACAAGUACCACAUGACGCCCGUGCAAUGGGUCUACCUACGUCACUCGUUGAACAUGCUUGGAUCAUCUGAGCUCUAUGUCUUCGUCGACAUCGCGUUCCAGAUGUUCUCCUUCGACUACGACAUCCCCGCUCGCACCAUGGCGAUCCAAUGCCCGAGCAACUCGCAGCAGCGCUUCUCCUACUACCUCGUCCUUACUAUCCACGAGCAGCUCUGUAUGGCCCAGCACCGCCUGCCCGGCUACCGCGACCGCAUCCAAGAUUACGAUGCAAGCGACGAUUUCCCCCAGCGCCACGCCACGUGCGGCCUCAUCGCAACCAUGGGUGACGACCGCAUCAUCGCCAACGACCUUAUCAUUGCGAUCACUGAUGUCUUCGACUGGGACUUUCCGGACCGCACCAUCGAGCCCAUCCCCGGCUUCCCCGCCACCGUCGAUGACUUGGACCGUCUCACCGCCAAUGCUGUCGACACAGUUUUUGAUCACCUCGAUAGCAAGCGCGAUGGUCUGCUGUUUGAGAGGAAGGAGCGCCUCAAGUCCAUCAUUGGCUUGGUCAAGAACGCUCCAGGCGUGGCAGAUGCUUCAAAUUGGACCGUUCCUCUUCUGGGCCGCACCGAGAAGCUCGCCGAGUCCUCCCCGCUGUCUGUCUACCCGACCGCCGCCGACGCCCUGUCCCACAAGAUCUCGCGCCAGAUGGCCGUCUUCGGCGCGCUCGACGAGGAACGCCGCAUGGUGCGCCGCCAGCGGGCCGGUGUCGACGGCACCUUGGACCGCGAGAUGUUCGUGCGCAAGGCGCCGGCGCAUGGCUGGAUCGAGAUCGUCCGCAGGGAGCGGAUUGAGGGAUACGACAAGAACCAGUUUUCCUCAUCCCACCGGACGCAAGCUUCAUCCUUGGAGACUGCACGCGUGGCAAGGACCUCGAAAAUGCUGUUCAGUACAUGCAUGCAAAGUCUAAGUCUCGUGAAGGAUUCUAUGUGGAGUGGGCCUUGUGCGCGCGCCAACGAGCCGCGCUUCCUCCACCCGACCUUCACCGACGACCGCAUCCUCACCUGCGCCUUCGGCCACGCCUACCACGCGGUCUGCCUGGAGAUCGAGAUCAACAGCCCUCGCAGCGACGACCGCGUCUUUCAGGACCGUUGCCCGCAGUGCCGCCGCCGCCUCUUCGCCGACACAGCGCGGAUGUCUUGGGUAGAGAGAUUGAUGAAUGCAUCGUUGGGUGGAAAGGGAUUGGGGACUCGAUGGAUACCAGUGGCGAGGGGUCUUAUGUAG